Messenger RNA from Drosophila rhopaloa, 3057 nucleotides. It is a transcript of the gene twz, whose product is annotated as BTB/POZ domain-containing protein kctd15-like. Lineage: Eukaryota; Metazoa; Arthropoda; Insecta; Diptera; Drosophilidae. Gene Ontology annotation, molecular function: protein binding. Gene Ontology annotation, biological process: protein homooligomerization. The record is from RefSeq and is a predicted model, not a curated record. The coding region runs from base 797 to 1819 and encodes 340 amino acids. The transcript is spliced from 6 exons.
GUUCAGUGUGUUUGUGCUGUUGGUGUUUGCCUUGGCCAUUGACAAACGUUACAAUGUUAAUUGCGGCAGCUUAGUUGCAGGCCACCACAAAACAAGAACAACGAACGGAAGAACAGGCCACUUAAACCGGAAAUAGACCAUUAAACGUCCACACACUCACACACAACGAACACACACACAAAGGCAUCAUAUGGUGCGAAAGCCAAGCAGCUAAACAACAAACGUGGCUCUCUUUCUCUCUGCUGCUACUGCUGCUGCGGCUGCUACUGCUGCUCUCUCUCAAGGUCGUCGGCUCAACACAGAAGACGCCAGCAACGAACUCAACUCCACCCGCAACACGCCGCAACUCGAGCCGCAACACGCAACAAGCAACUGCGACGGCGACGCAACACACAGCCAUUAGCCCUCCAAUCGCCAGCGAGCAGAAUCAGUUUUCGGCCAGUAUUCAACGCGAAUGCAAGUGAGGUAAAUUGCGAGCGCUUAAAAGUAGGCAACACUUACGGCAAGCGGAAACGGAAGUAAACACUCGUUGGCGCGCACACUUAGUUGAAAUUCAAACGCCUCACAACCGAAACAAUCUAGCGAUCAGAUCGACAAGAUCUAAGCAGGCUAAUUAUAUCGAAGAGCAUCGAAGAUCUGAUAAAACGAAGAUUAUUUAUCUACGCGCGCGUUGUAAUAAAAAAGAGUUAAAGUGCAUUUCCUAAAUAUACCAACCUUUUUAACUCCGUUUGUUGCAUUGGAUCAACGAUCACCGUUGACGGUGGAUUCCUCCUGCCCCAAACGGAAAAAAUGCGAUAUGGAUCGAGAGCGAGAAAGAGAUGUCAAGGCCCUGGAGCCACGCGACUUGUCCUCCACGGGCCGAAUUUACGCCAGAAGCGACAUUAAAAUCAGCUCCUCGCCCACCGUCUCGCCAACGAUCUCAAACUCCUCUUCGCCCACACCGACGCCACCCGCCAGUUCCUCAGUGACGCCGCUGGGAUUGCCCGGAGCGGUGGCAGCUGCUGCUGCCGCCGCUGCCGUCGGAGGCGCCUCCUCGGCGGGGGCCAGUUCCUAUUUGCACGGCAACCACAAGCCCAUCACCGGGAUACCGUGUGUGGCUGCCGCCUCCCGCUACACGGCCCCCGUUCACAUCGACGUGGGCGGGACCAUCUACACCAGCUCGCUGGAGACACUCACCAAGUAUCCGGAGUCGAAGCUGGCCAAGCUCUUCAACGGCCAGAUACCCAUCGUACUGGACUCGCUGAAGCAGCACUAUUUCAUCGAUCGCGACGGGGGCAUGUUCCGCCACAUUCUGAACUUUAUGAGAAACUCAAGACUUCUGAUUGCCGAGGACUUUCCGGACCUGGAGCUGCUGCUGGAGGAGGCCCGCUACUACGAGGUGGAGCCGAUGAUUAAGCAGCUGGAGAGCAUGCGCAAGGAUCGCGUACGCAACGGCAACUAUUUGGUGGCGCCACCCACUCCACCGACUCGCCACAUCAAGACGAGCCCGAGGACCAGCGCAUCGCCGGAGUGCAAUUACGAGGUAGUGGCGCUGCACAUCUCGCCGGACCUUGGCGAGCGCAUUAUGCUGUCGGCGGAACGGGCUCUGCUCGACGAGCUCUUCCCGGAGGCCAGCCAGGCGACACAGUCGAGUCGCAGCGGAGUGUCCUGGAACCAGGGCGACUGGGGGCAAAUCAUCCGCUUCCCCCUCAACGGCUACUGCAAGCUGAACUCGGUGCAGGUGCUCACGCGGCUGCUCAACGCCGGCUUCACCAUCGAGGCCAGCGUUGGGGGCCAGCAGUUCUCCGAGUAUCUGCUGGCACGACGCGUCCCAAUGUGAUAGGCCCUGGCUCUGGCUGCCCCAUCUCCCCAGGAAGCGGCAGCAGUGGCUUCUGUUUCCGGUUCCGGUUCCGUUUCGGGUUCGGGUUCGGGUUUGGGUUCGGGCUCCCCGCGACGCGGUCGCCUGAUCCAUGUGCGUUGCAGGCGCUAAUUCCAGCUCGCGGGGGCCUACGGGUGGGUCGGGGUUAGGUGACCAAAAAUCACCGAAGGAGAAUAUAAUCUUUGAACAAAGUAUGUGUAGAAAAUCACGAUUAAGCCACGACAAAUGCCGUAUCAUAUUUACGGAAUCAAAAAUAAUACCAUUCAGUUUCUUCCAAAAUAUGUAUGGUUUCUAUGGUGUAAGUCGAUGCAACAUUAGUCGAAGAACAACAUGAUAUUUUUCCUUUUCCUGGCAUUUUUAAGCCAAUUCAAAAGUUCUUUGUUAACUACGUUAAUAUAAAAUUGCAGUGUGCUAUUUGGUUUCGGCGGAACGUAUGAAAAUUAAUAUUUUUCCAACCAUUCCAAAGUGAUUACCAAAAUUUGACGUAGCUUAAACGUGACUUUGAAAUAAUAGUACCACACAGAUAUCAUUUUCUGAACUGUUCAUAGAUUUAAAUCCAUAUAACUCGAUCCACCCUCAUUGGGGGGCUGCGCAUUGCUGCUCUGAGCAGCUUGUCUUUUAGAAUUAUUUAGACAACAUUCGCUGCUCAGUUAGCUCUGAAUCUGAAUCCAAAUGUUAUUUAAUGUUUAUCAAUUAAGUUUGCUGGCACAGACACUGGACACAAACACACUCGUGCGUAUUAUUAAGCAUUUAGAGAGCCAAGAGCCCAGCACUGAUUUUGUUUAUUAGCCUUGCGUUUAAGUCGAAUAUUGUUUUCUCUAAGUGUACCACCUACUGCUGAUGACCUUGAGUUGUUCCAUUCGAAUCGAAUCGGCCAGGAAAAGUAGCUGGCUUAAAUUAUUGUAACCCACACACACAAACACACACACUGAAAACUAUGGUAGAGUAACAUUAACUCAAGAUCAACUCACAGCGAAAAUAGUUUUGUAGUACUUAAUUGAUGUAAUUGAACCUUUAUGAAUGUAAACUAUGGGAUAACUUUUUCAAUAUAUAGGAACCGACGUCUAAAUAGUCUACACCAAUUCAAAUACAAUUACAUGCAAAUAUAGAUAUAUUCAACAAAAUACAGUUUGCGACCACGCCCCUCUAUAGAACAACCACUCAAUUGAAUAUUUAAAUAAAGCAAAAAAUACGUGUAA